AUGCGGGAGGAGGAGUGGCUGAUGGUGCUUGACGGCUUCAACGACGGCGACGCCCUCGUGUCGACCAGCCCGGGCUCUGGCCACGAGCCGAGGAAUCUUCACACCUUCCUGCCAAAGUUCUCGGACAGCCGGAGGCUGCUGGUCACCACCGUCAACAGGACGGUGGUGAACCGCCUCGUUAAGGAAAAGUACGUCCUCGGGGUCGGCGACCUGAGCGAAGACGACGCUUCGCGGCUCCUCCUCGGGCGAGUCACAAAAGACCCGGUCCGCAAGAAGCGGAUCAACAACAUCAUCGGCAUUGUGGGCGACUCUGCCGGCGCUCUCGAGCUCGUACGGCUCUUUGGUAAACUCGCCAACAAGGCCGUCUGCUCCUCUGAGAUGCUCGACACGCUACGCAAGCAGAGCAAGGGCGGCACCGGAGACGAGCAGACUCCCAAGCCAGCCUGGGACCUGCUCUUCGGGCAUUUGAAGUCGAAGAACGCCGACACGGCAUACUGGCUGCACGUCAUCGGACUGCUGGACAUCCAGAUGAUCCCCAGCAUCUUCUUUUCGGCAAACGACAAGAAGGGGCGGCUCAGGGAGCUCGUCGACGUCGGCCUCGUCGAAGCGGCCGACGGACGGGGGUUCUACCGGAUCCUCACCUUCUUUCGUCAGUGUCUGCGGUCUUCCCUCUCCGAGAAGCACCGGCAGAAUGCCGAGGGCGCCGCUCUGCAGUCGGUGAAGAUGCGGUUCGUCGACGACGACCGCGGCGCUCUUCUCCCAGUCGCCCUCGCCGCUCUGAGGCUGGAGCCGAGCCGCGCAGAGACACGGCGGCAACAAGAGGCUCUGCGCGAAGAUGUUGCGGUCUACCGACGGCAACGGCAGAGCAGCCUGAGCCCGGGCAUCGGAUACCUUGCCGCCGACGAUGAUCAUAGACGGUCUUCCGUCCCCCUGGUACUCGGCAAUCGCACCAUGAAGGCCAUCGAGGCAGCCCCGCCCGUUCAAGACAUAUUCGGUCUUCCGUUUCCCACCAAACGCGGCCUGUCUGAGGGCCACGGCGCCGUCCAAACUCCACCACUGCUCCUCCCCACGAGACGACAAACAGGCCCGGAGUGGGAGAAGAAGCUCACCGAGCUGCGGAGAGACAGCGACACCGCGGUCCGCCUUCUGACGGAGGAGCACCCGAACAAGGGGUCCGAGGAUGCCACGGCCAUCUACCGGCGCGUGAUAGACGGGUACUCGGCCGAGCCGCACGAGUACCUCAAGCUGGCGGGGCUGCAGUACAACCUGGCCAUCGCACAAGGGUCCAAGGGCAUGGUCGACGACGCCGCCGCGACGUUCCGCCAGGCGCUGCAGACCAUCCUGUCGGGCGACUCCUCCUCGCGGACGCGGAACCCGGAGGCGAGGAGGCGGUACUACCGCAUCUACACCGACCUCGCGAGCCUACUCAUCGUGGGCAUUAUGAAAUUCUGA
Molecule: messenger RNA, 1452 nt
Organism: Colletotrichum higginsianum IMI 349063
Lineage: Eukaryota; Fungi; Ascomycota; Sordariomycetes; Glomerellales; Glomerellaceae
Product: And nb-arc domain-containing protein
Exons: 2
Coding region: 1-1452 (483 amino acids)
Source: RefSeq, a predicted model, not a curated record